Nymphaea colorata (pocket water lily) is the source of this 1673-nucleotide messenger RNA. RefSeq lists its product as uncharacterized. Gene Ontology annotation, biological process: tRNA methylation. NCBI's taxonomy places the organism in Eukaryota, Viridiplantae, Streptophyta, Magnoliopsida, Nymphaeales, Nymphaeaceae. The coding region runs from base 66 to 1529 and encodes 487 amino acids. The record is from RefSeq and is a predicted model, not a curated record. The transcript is spliced from 9 exons.
CCAGAAGGCUGCGAGCGCAGGCCCCCAGUCGCCCGCGCGUGCGUGUGAGAGAGGGUGGGGGGGAGAUGGAGGAUGGCCGCUGCAGCUUCUUCCUCACCAAGAAGAAGCGUUUCUGUGCCAACUCUACCCUGAAGGGCUCCCAAUUUUGUGGAAAUCACAACCCUAAGACCGAAGAUCGCCGUGUCCCUUGCCCGAUUGAUCCUUCUCACUUCAUCCUGCUAGAGAAUCUAGAAGCCCAUACGAGAAAAUGUCCAUUAUACAAGCAAGUCUUAGCUUUGAAAAGUCAGUCAUUUUACACGAAGGGUAUUAAUGCUGGAGUCGAGGACGAGGAUGGAGAUGCAACUCUUUCUGACCCAGUUCCAUGCACAUUUAAUGCCAGCGAGAGCAUCUCUUCUGAAUAUAACAUUCUAUUGGAAGAUAGUGAAGGCAAUGAGCUGUCAGUUAUAUCUUCUGGAGAUUUGAUUAUCACGUCAGACAUGAAGCGACAUGCAAUAUAUAAAAUGUCCAUAGCUGACUUUUUGGCACUCCUGAGUAAAAUAAAAUCAAUACACCAGGCUAUCUUUCUAAAUAUUGAGGUCUCAAGUGUGAUGCCUGAAGCUUGUAGUAGAUGGUUGAAGAAAGAGUUGAAACAAGCAUUGCCUUUCCAAGAAAAGCAUGUUUUGCAGCAGGCAUCUAUUCUAGGGAACAUGGAAAAGUUUGGGUUAUUGCAAAUGCCAGCGGGACCAGAAAUAUUAGAACCAGGCCACAAUGAUUCAUCUGAAAGCCAUUCAACCACUCCUGCAGUUGUUGAGUUUGGAGCAGGAAGAGGAUAUUUGACUCAUAUGCUUACAAGUUGCUACAACAUCAAGAAAGUUUUCUUAGUUGAGAGGAGAUCUUAUAAAUUGAAGGCUGAUCGAAGUUUACGACAAGAACAAGAUGUGAUUCUAGAACGCUUAAGGAUUGACAUUGAGGAUUUGAAUUUGGAAGCUGUUGAGUCUUUGAGCUGUGUUCCAUACUUAGCAGUAGGGAAGCAUCUCUGUGGACCUGCUACAGAUUUGACGCUUAGAUGUUGCCUUCGUGAACAAUAUCAUAACAAUAAAGCCGUCCAGUCUCUGUCAAAGUGCAAUCUGAGAGGCCUUGCCCUUGCAACUUGCUGCCAUCACCUCUGCCAGUGGAAGUCUUACAUCAACAAAAAGUUUCUAAGAAACAUAGGAGUCACAAAAGAAGACUUCCAUGCCAUUACAUGGUUUACUAGCUGGGCCGUGGAUGCAGAUCAUGGUUCUACCCUCACUGAUGUCAUCGAUCGUGGUUUACACCUGCCCAACAUUGAUGAUGCUGGCCUGCGUGGAACAGAUGUUGAAUCGUUGGUGAAGAACAUGAAAGAUUUGGAUAGAGCAAUGCUAGGCUUGAUAUGCAAAGAGAUAAUCGACAUCGGAAGAUACAUGUGGCUGCAGGACCAUGGACAAGAUGCAAAGCUUGUGAAGUACGUCUCUUCAGACAUAUCACCAGAAAACCAUUUGUUAAUGGCAAAAUGCAGGAAUCCUGUAUAACCUUCUACCGGUUCCAAGCUGUAAUUUGGAAGGCUGAGUUAUUUGGCGCAUUAAAGCUCAAUUGUAAGGCAUGGAGAGGUAUUUACUUUUGCAAAUUUUGUCUACGAUGAUCUAAUAAAGCUUAGCUAGUUUAUUGAUCUGCAA